CACAUGGAAUCAGGAAAUCAAACACGUGCUUCGGAAUUUCUCCUCUUGGGAUUUUCAGCAAAGUCAGAUAUUCAAUUUGUGCUCUUUGGGCUGUUCUUGUCCACGUACUUGGUCACGGUCACUGGGAACCUGCUCAUCAUCCUGGCCAUCUGCUCUGACUCCCUUCUCCACACCCCCAUGUACUUCUUCCUUUCCAACCUGUCCUUGGCUGACAUCUGUUUUACCUCCACCACCGUCCCGAAGAUGCUCUGGAACACCCAGACGCAGAGAAAACUUAUCACCUGUGCAGGCUGCCUCAGCCAGAUAUUUUUUUUCAUUGUGUUUGGAUGCCUGGACAACUUACUCCUGACCGCGAUGGCCUAUGACCGUUUUGUGGCCAUCUGUCACCCCCUGCACUACUCAAUCAUCAUGAACGGCCAGUUCUGUGGGCUGUUGGCAUUGGGAUCCUGGUGCCUCGGUAUCAUGGGCUCCCUGCUCGAGACCUUGACCCUUUUGAGGCUGUCCUUCUGCACAAACGUGGAAAUCCCACACUUCUUUUGUGAUCUUCCCGAAGUCCUGAAGCUUGCCUGUUCUGACACCUUCGUCAAUACCGUGGUGGUGUAUUCUGCAACUGGCAUUCUGGCCGUGAUUCCUUUCAACGGAAUACUUUUGUCCUACUAUCAAAUUGUUUCCUCCAUACUCAACGUUUCCUCAGCUACUGGCAAGUACAAAGCCUUUUCCACGUGUGGGUCUCACCUCUCAGUGGUCUCCUUGUUCUAUGGAACAGGUCUUGGGGUCUACCUCAGUUCUGCAGCGACUUCAUCCUCUAGGACAAGUCUGGUGGCCUCAGUGAUGUACACGAUUGUCACGCCCAUGCUGAACCCCUUCAUCUACAGUCUGAGGAAUAGGGACAUGAAGGGGGCUCUAAGGAGAUUCCUCAGCAGGGUGGUGCCUCUCAGCAGUGGGGUCUCCGGAGGAGUCUUAUGGUAA
Lynx canadensis (Canada lynx) is the source of this 969-nucleotide messenger RNA. Its product is annotated as olfactory receptor 7C1-like. Lineage: Eukaryota; Metazoa; Chordata; Mammalia; Carnivora; Felidae. Gene Ontology annotation, biological process: G protein-coupled receptor signaling pathway. Gene Ontology annotation, molecular function: G protein-coupled receptor activity; olfactory receptor activity. Gene Ontology annotation, cellular component: membrane. The record is from RefSeq and is a predicted model, not a curated record.